Molecule: messenger RNA, 2291 nt
Organism: Cimex lectularius (bed bug)
Lineage: Eukaryota; Metazoa; Arthropoda; Insecta; Hemiptera; Cimicidae
Gene: Cog2
Product: conserved oligomeric Golgi complex subunit 2
Exons: 12
Coding region: 167-2215 (682 amino acids)
Biological process (GO): protein transport; Golgi organization; intra-Golgi vesicle-mediated transport
Cellular component (GO): COG complex; membrane
Source: RefSeq, a predicted model, not a curated record
AAGGGUGACGUGGUUAAUCAUCGGAGAGGUUUCGUUUUCUUUUAAACCCUCAUCGGGCGGGUCUUUUUUUAUUUUAUAUUUUCUUCGCCACCGACUGGUUUUAUUUUAUUUUAAUUUUUUUUCCAAUCCACCUCCUAGUUUUUCCCGAAGGAAAGCCUCGCAGGAGAUGGAGGCCGACAAAGAGGACUCGGUCGUUCCACUCGGCCCGUCAAAUUUGUGUUUCGACAGCUCCAGCUUCGUCAAGGAUUCAUUUUCCGUUGACAAGUUUCUCAAAGAUCAUCGAAACAAGGCCAAUCUCGAAACAAUGAGGGAUGACUUGGGUGUUUACCUUAAAGUUUUAAGAUCAGCUCUGAUUGACCUCAUAAACAAGGACUAUGCGGAUUUUGUCAAUUUAUCCAGCAAUCUGAUCGGUUUGGACAAGGCUAUAAAAAAAAUACAAACACCUUUAGGACAACUCAGGGAAGAACUUCUGCAAGUCCGAUUUAGUCUUGACAGUGCCAUGAGUGAGAUAUCAAAUCAUUUGGUUUUACGACAUGAACUACGGGAAAAGAAACGUAGUUUGAGAAGCCUUAGCCGUGUUCAUGUGUCGUUAAAAAAACUCAAAACCAUUCUAUCUUCUUCUACUGAGGGAGAUUCUUCUGUCAAUUUACUAUUAUUGGAACGGGCCACGACCGAAUUUUGCCAGUUGGAAUUUCACGUCCAGAAAUGCCGUAAAGACCUUAGUCAAAAUGAUUUAGAAGAUUUUGAGUAUGUCGGAAAUCUUUUGAUUGGAUGUGUGGACAAAAUAUUCCUUGAGGCUCUCUCUUCAGGUGAAGCUGGGAGAGGAAUGCUUGGUCAGUCGCUCGACUUUUACCAUACUCUUGACAAACUUGAAAAUGCAGAAAGAUUGUACCAAAAUAAAAUAGUAUCACCAGUAAUGGAAAAAUUAAUAAACGAAAACAAUCUACGGUCGUUGCCCAGAGGUUUGGCUGCCUUGUACGAUAAAAUUAUCGAAUUUCUUGAAAAUAAUAUGAAAAUUUUAUUGGAUGUUUCCUCAGAAUUUAAUAAGAAUUUAAAAGAAAAUAGAUGCAAGUUUUUCUUGAGGAGUUUUUGGCCAGAAGUUGUAAAACGGUUAGAAUUAAAUCUCCCUUCAAUUUACGCUGCGGGGGACCCAGAUGUAUUUUAUCAGAGAUACAGCGAAACUUUGGCUUUCCUUUCUACACUUUAUGAAAAAUGCGAUGAAGAAACACUUUUUGAACUAAACUCUCAUACUAGUUUCAGUACUUUUAUGGAUAAAUGGAGUCUCCCCAUUUAUUUUCAACUCAGGUUUCAAGAGAUUGCAAAAGAUAUAGAAUCUAGUUUCGCUCAGAGUGACUGGAAGUCAAUAUCAAACGAAUGGAAGUUAGUUGCCACCGAGCAUGUUUGGCGCUGUUUACACAGAUGUUGGGCACCUGGUGUCUUCUUGCAACCGUUGGCACACAAAUUUUGGAAACUGUCGUUACAAAUCAUUUCUCGCUAUGUUACUUGGAUAAAUGAAGUUACUAAACCAAAUUCUGAGGCAUCAAAAACCGAUAUAGACUUCCUAGUAUAUUUCUAUACCGAUGUCGAAUUUUUAAUCAAGAAACUCCCAGAAUUUCAAACAAUAGUGUUAAAUCAACUAACAAAGUUGUCAGAAGACACGACAAAUCGUAUGAAAUUGAGUUUAGGUGAAGGUGAAGAACAGCUUAAGAAUGAAAUGAGCAACAUUAGCAGUUCAAUUAUUAGAAUAUUAAGCAGUGAGAGUAUAUCAGUUCUUCGUCAAGUCAAUGACAUACCAAGGUUGUACAGAAGAACGAACAGAGAUUCGCCGACAAAGCCGUGCGCCUAUGUGACCACACUUUUAGAAAACCCAACACAAUUUUAUGAAAAACACAAAUCAAACCGAAACACUAGAUCAUGGCUUCAAACGAUGUUUUCUACAGUGACAAAACAAUAUUACUCGUCGGUUGAUGACGUAUUGAAUUCGAUGCAGAAAACUGAAGAGAGCCUCCGGAGGUUGAAGAAGGCAAGGGAUCGAUCGAGUAAUGUCAUCCAACCGAACGAUCGUAGAACGAGUGACGAUAACAAAAUAAGGCUCCAGCUUCUUUUAGAUGUUCAAGCGUACCACCAAGGAAUUGAACGUUUUGGCCUUAACCAAAAUAAUGUAGAACAGUUGAAUGAUUUAAUUCUUCUCGUCGGAGCAAGCCAAAAAAACUAAAUGAACUUCAAAUCAUGCAUUCCUUACCGAGUUCAUUUUUUAAAUGCAUAUAUUUAUUUUCACUAAUGUUAUAUAA